AUGAGUUUCGCAGAUAUCGAGGCGACCGCUGGAAGCGCCCCCGUACGACGUGGAUCCUCCUCCUCUGCUGCAUCUCUCCCAAAGUCUAAGGAGGAUGCAUUAUUCCUCGACCUCCAGUCCUCGCUCUCCCUGCAGGUGUUCAAGAUGAACGCGAAUGUGCAGGGUAUCCUGAAGCUCGUGGACCAGCUGGGGACGCCGAAGGACUCGGCGGCGCUGCGAAAGAGUCUACAUGACCUGACGGAUUCGACGCGGGCGAUGGUGAAGCGCGCCUCGGAUGAUCUGAAGAAGUUGACGACGCUGCAAACGACUCUGCCGCACCAUAAGACCACAUUGCAAAAGACCUCGCACGAUAUGCAGAUGUCCAUGCUCGCAUUCCAGCGCGCACAGCAGGUUAGCGCGGAGCGGCAGCGCACCGUCGUUGAGGGUGUCCGGAUAGCCGCGGAAGAGGGGGCAAGUCCUGGGCCUGCCGCCGAGCCGUCUACCUCCCCUGAACAACGACAAGCGCAAUUGCUGCAGAACCAACUGUCACCGCAAGAGCUCGAGUACCAAGAGUCCCUCAUCCAGGAGCGCGAGCGCGAGAUACGCGAAAUCGAGGGCGGUAUACAAGAGCUUUCGGAGAUUUUCAACGACCUGGGGCACCUCGUACAAGAUCAGGGGCAGAUGCUAGACAACGUCGAGAACAAUAUAGAAUCUGUGGCUACGACGACAGGGGACGCUGCCACCGAACUCUCCUCUGCGGCGGAGUACCAGCGCAAAGCGGGUCGGCGCGCGGCGUGCCUGAUGCUGAUCCUCGUCUUCGUCGUCGCUAUAGUUCUGGUUGCGGUACGUCCGUUUGAUCCCUUUUCCUUGCCUUGGGCUCAUCGUCGUGGUAGGUUUUGA
This is a messenger RNA of Schizophyllum commune H4-8, 879 nucleotides long. RefSeq names its product t-SNARE. Gene Ontology annotation, cellular component: membrane; SNARE complex; endomembrane system. Gene Ontology annotation, biological process: Golgi to vacuole transport; intracellular protein transport; vesicle fusion. The transcript has 5 exons. Bases 1 to 879 code for a protein of 292 amino acids. NCBI's taxonomy places the organism in Eukaryota, Fungi, Basidiomycota, Agaricomycetes, Agaricales, Schizophyllaceae. Gene Ontology annotation, molecular function: SNARE binding; SNAP receptor activity. The record is from RefSeq and is a predicted model, not a curated record.